CAACAACGCUGCGGAGGCGACUGCGAUGCUGCUGCAGGUGACAGUCGCGCUCGCCGUCGCGGAGGAGGCCAUGAAGUUCGAGCACCGCGACUUGCACUGGGGUAACGUGCUGCUGCAGAGAUGCGGGGUGGACGAGACGAGGAGGGCCCGACUCAACGGCGUGAACCUCACCUACCCGACCAACGGCUUGGCGGUCAACAUCAUCGACUUUACCCUGUCCAGGCUGGACAUGGGCGACGGGAAGGAAGACGUGGCGUUCUGCGACCUCGAGGCGGACCCGGAGCUGUUCGAGGGACCCGCGGGGCACUGUCAGAGCGACACCUACAGGCGCAUGCGAAAGGCGACCAAGGGGAUGUGGGAGCGCCACUGCCCCAAGACCAACGCGCUCUGGCUGCACUACCUCGCGGACUGCCUCCUGUCAGACAAGGAGUUCCCGAUGACCGCCGGACAGAAGGCGGACCUCAAGGGAUUCAAGAAGAGGGCCAUGGGAUACAAAAGUGCGAACGAGGCCCUCUGGGACGACAUGUUCGUCGGGGUCUGGAGGAGCUCCCACAUGUAGACACUGAAACAGUUAUUGACGAGACGAAACGACAAACAACGAU
This is a messenger RNA of Micromonas commoda, 602 nucleotides long. RefSeq lists its product with no specific name. Gene Ontology annotation, biological process: mitotic cell cycle; intracellular signal transduction. The transcript has a single exon. Gene Ontology annotation, cellular component: cytoplasm; nucleus. The record is from RefSeq and is a predicted model, not a curated record. Gene Ontology annotation, molecular function: histone H3T3 kinase activity. Lineage: Eukaryota; Viridiplantae; Chlorophyta; Mamiellophyceae; Mamiellales; Mamiellaceae. The coding region runs from base 26 to 559 and encodes 177 amino acids.